ACGUGGCAACGCCGCGAUGCGCCAUCUUUGUAGACAACAAAAAUUUAACCGUUGCUACAUUUUAGUAGUAGUUUUCUAGUUGUUUUCGCUUCCCUAUGUGAUUUUCGGGAAAUGUUUUAAUCAAAAUGUUUGUAUAAAUGAAGUGCUUUUAAAAGGCUGGGAGUUUUCCGCGGCAAGACGUGUGUUUUAACAUCUGCUUGAAUACCAAGUUAUCAACUUAGUGCAAAUCACAAGUGAUACUGUAUCCUGCUUCUCAACUUAGCAGCACAACAACGGAACACAAAUGUUAGAAUCCAGUUACGAUCGACGCCUCCGGCGGACAAUGGAACUAACAGCCGGUCCUUCAACAGUUACAACGACCUCAGCACUUAUCUCACCAACGAAGAACCGACCUAAUUCAACUCGCAAUAUCGGUGAUCGUCUAGUACCUACUCGGGCGGGAAAUAAUUGGCAGGUUGCCUUCCAUAUGAAAGAAGAACUGAGCCCCACGUCAUCAAGUAUUCGAAAUCGAGAAGGGCCGCCAGUUGCAAGUGACGCCGCAGGCCGCGAUCGUAGUUUGUUUCGUUCAAUUUUAGAGAACGAAGUGUUGAAUAGUGGUAUUGAGGAUCCCCGAGAUUUACAAAACAAAAAGCGACGAGUGUUUCACUACGAUAGUCCGUUAAAACCGGAGAAUCGAGUCAGUCAACCUUAUUCCCUUUCGCCGUUGAGUCCUGCAAGCCAAAAACUGCUACAAUCACCGCGAAAAGCAGCAAGAAAAAUUGCCAAAGUGCCUUUUAAAGUCCUCGAUGCUCCUGAACUACAAGAUGAUUUCUACUUAAAUCUAGUAGAUUGGUCUUCGCAGAACGUGCUUAGUGUUGGAUUAGGCGCAUGCGUAUAUCUCUGGGCAGCUGCAACAAGCCAAGUUACUCGGCUGUGCGAUUUGGCACCGGAAGGGGAUAGUGUGACUUCAGUGGCCUGGGCGGAGCGAGGCCACUUGGUAUCGGUGGGAACGCAUCGCGGCACGGUCCAAGUUUGGGAUGUAACGGCCGGUAAGCGGAUUCACACGCUAGAGGGGCAUACGGCGCGCGUAGGCGCACUAGCGUGGAACGGAGAUCUUCUCGCCUCUGGUAGUCGAGAUCGCCUUAUUUUGCAGAGAGACAUUCGCACUCCGCCAUCGAUCGCGCAACGCAGGCUCUCUGGGCAUCGGCAAGAAGUCUGCGGCCUCAAGUGGUCACCCGACAACCAACUCUUAGCUUCCGGUGGAAACGACAACAGGCUAUUUGUUUGGGGCCUUCACUCUGUUGCGCCAUUGCAGACUUUUACCGAGCAUUUGGCUGCCGUAAAAGCUAUCGCUUGGUCGCCGCAUCAUCAUGGAGUUUUAGCCAGUGGUGGAGGUACCGCUGAUCGGUGCAUCCGUUUUUGGAACACGCUUACCGGGCAGCCUAUGCAAUAUGUCGAUACGGGAUCCCAAGUGUGCAAUUUAGCUUGGUCUAAGCAUUCGUCCGAGCUGGUGAGUACCCAUGGCUACUCGCAAAAUCAGAUCCUUAUCUGGAAGUAUCCGAGCCUGGCUCAGGUGGCGCAACUUACGGGUCAUUCCUAUCGUGUUCUGUACCUGGCAAUGUCGCCCGAUGGAGAGUCCAUAGUAACGGGAGCAGGCGACGAGACGUUAAGGUUCUGGAGCGUUUUCAACAAAACCCGAUCGCAAAAGGAAACACGAUCGGUACUGAAUCUGUUCACUAGUCUAAGGUAAGUUCGGUCUAACGUAAUAACACGUUAAAUCGAAUCGAGUAUACACCUAUUCCCGAUGCUUUAAUCCGCAACUUGUAAAUUCUACGAGAAUCUCUGGUUUUUUUCCUGGUCUGUAGUUAAGACAGAUGGCUCUUUGUUACUUUCAUUUUCCCUCUUAAAUUUUUUUUUCUCCUUCAUAAAUUAUUGUGUGUGUGUGUUUGUGUGCGUGUCUGUCCUUGUGAAACCAAACCUUUCCAGAAAUUGAGGGAAAUUAAUGAAGACAUUUUAUGUUUUGUAGGAGGGCCCUAACUCCUACAUCCCUAAACCUCCCCCCCCCCUUUCCCCCAGUGGUUUCCUUCAAUUUGAUUUUUUACAUAAUUAUUGUCCUUGAUAGGUUGGGUACAGCCGUCCUUUUUCCUUAUAUCCACUUAAGCUUCUCGUUUCUUUUGUUCAAAAUCCUUUUGUCCUAGACAUUUAUAUGAAAAUUUAUUCAAUAGGUAAACAAAACAGCUGGGGCAUGUCAGGUGUUGCUCUGCGUUGUUUUGCCGGUAUUUUUCUGGCUUUUGGGUCACAAAUUAAGGAAAUUAACAGAAAUAUAUAUGGAAAUUCUUUAAUUUUUCUUUGUAAUCUUAAAUUUUGAUGGGGACUUUGCAACGGGUCAACACAGUAAAUUUAGAGCAUAAUUGGUA
Daphnia carinata is the source of this 2396-nucleotide messenger RNA. It is a transcript of the gene fzr, whose product is annotated as fizzy-related protein homolog. Gene Ontology annotation, molecular function: protein binding; anaphase-promoting complex binding; ubiquitin ligase activator activity. The transcript is spliced from 10 exons. The record is from RefSeq and is a predicted model, not a curated record. NCBI's taxonomy places the organism in Eukaryota, Metazoa, Arthropoda, Branchiopoda, Diplostraca, Daphniidae. Gene Ontology annotation, cellular component: anaphase-promoting complex. Gene Ontology annotation, biological process: positive regulation of anaphase-promoting complex-dependent catabolic process; positive regulation of ubiquitin protein ligase activity; anaphase-promoting complex-dependent catabolic process. Bases 284 to 1729 code for a protein of 481 amino acids.